AUGGAAAUGACAACGACGAUAUUCAAAUGGACGCGUGCACUUUCUCGCGAUGGUUUUACGACCUCAAAUUUGUACUUUUCUCAAUUGCACGAAUCAUCGUAUUACGUAAAACGAAUCGUACGACCGCAUUACAUCGCAGUUAUAUCUAAUUACGACGCUAUCAAUGAAUUCUCUUUAGCGACAAAUACAUUCGAUAUGUCCUUUGCCGCCUGGUUAGUAUUAUUUAUUUACAAGGGGCGCGGUUUCGAUUAUUGUCACAGUCCGCCAGGUAAUAUAUUUCAUUUAAAAUUCAACUCGGAAAUGUUAGUACGUUGUGGCACAGAAAAUAUUUUACGUGAAUGGUACUCGAUCGAUUCUAAUCGAACCGAGAUAGAUGAUUUAACAAUUUGGAAUUUAGAAAAUGGUAUGACCAAAGUUGUAAAGGAUUCUCUUUACGAUAGAAGAUAUAAUUUGCACGGUUUGACCAUGAGGGCAGUUAUAGUCAAGGACUCGCCGUUCGUAAAUGUUAAUGAGAAUAACGAAUUAGAAGGAACAUUUGGCAAAACAUUAAAAGAACUUUCCGUAACUCUUAAUUUUAGUUUGAAAAUCGUCUCGAGCGUAGACGAGUACGGAAUAUGGAAUUCAGAAAAAAAUACAUGGUCAGGAGCAAUCGGAGAGAUAUAUUCAGGACGAGCUGACAUUUCUAUAUCAGAUUUUUCUAUGACCAGUGCAAGAUUGAACGUCGUAGAUUUUACCUUUCCUCUUAUUUUCACGAAACAUUGUAUUUACAUCAAAGAACCAAAUAAAUUCACGAUCAAAUGGUCAUCAUAUUUUCAAACUUUCUCCUAUACCAUUUGGAUUGCCAUAUUUGGAAUAUUAACUUUUGCAACGAUCGUAUUAAUUUUUCUCAAAAUAAAAAUUGGUACGGAUCAUAACAUUGGACAAUUAUUAUCUUAUAAAUUUCUAAAGAUUUGGGGUAUAUUCUGUCAACAGGGAUUGGCAGACUUUCCAGAUAGAUCAUCGUUAAGAAUAGCAUAUUUCUCUAUAUUUCUUUUGGCUGUUGUCUUAUCGGCCGCUUAUUCUGCCGCUUUGAUAAGCUUUUUAACAUCUGCUGUCUCCGUCUUACCCUUUCAUUCGUUAGAGGGCUUAAUCGAAGACGGCACUUAUCAAUUUAUUGUCUUUCGUGGUGCGGCUGAUUAUGAUAUAUUUACACACGCGAGGGAUCCAUUUGCAAAGAAAUUGAUAAAGUUGAUACCGGAAGAAAACAAAUUGCCAUUAACUAUCAAGGAAGGAUUUGAAAGAGUUUGUGAAAAUCAAAAAAUUGCACUGUACGCGUCAGUUGCAAAAAGGAAAGCUGUUAAAUUUAAAACGUCAUGUAACACGGUUUGUGUUAAUGCAGGACGUAUAGAAUAUUUAGGUAUUAUAUUAUCUAAGAAUAAUCCGUACACUGAAGUCAUCAAUUUUCAUUUGCAGAAAUUCUUUAACAAUGGAAUGAUGAAUCGCUUAAAAGAUAUAACAUUAAAAAAGGAAUUGAAUUUUAUAUUGAAACACGAAUCGGUUGAUUUAACCAGCGUUAUAUCGCUCAUUUUCUUCAUUCUAAUUGGUACAAUCACAAAAUAUAGAAAUAUCUGUAAGCAUAUCUAUGCUUUUGUAAUAUUUAGCACAGUUUUAAAAUUUUAUAUAGUAUCUCUUCGAUUAAGAUUAAACGCGUGGACUUGUGUAUUACAGAUUUUCUUUAUUCGUCGAUUGCACAUCGAUUGUACACAUAUUUUAAUUCUUUUGGAAGAAUGUCGAUUUUUAAUCGACGAAAACUUGUUUAAGGUAGCAGUUAUCGUUUAA
Molecule: messenger RNA, 1818 nt
Organism: Vespa velutina
Lineage: Eukaryota; Metazoa; Arthropoda; Insecta; Hymenoptera; Vespidae
Product: glutamate receptor ionotropic, delta-1-like
Exons: 8
Coding region: 1-1818 (605 amino acids)
Cellular component (GO): membrane
Molecular function (GO): glutamate-gated receptor activity
Source: RefSeq, a predicted model, not a curated record